This is a messenger RNA of Leptopilina boulardi, 2185 nucleotides long. RefSeq names its product guanine nucleotide-binding protein G(i) subunit alpha (gene Galphai). The transcript is spliced from 4 exons. Gene Ontology annotation, cellular component: heterotrimeric G-protein complex. The coding region runs from base 420 to 1490 and encodes 356 amino acids. The record is from RefSeq and is a predicted model, not a curated record. Gene Ontology annotation, biological process: adenylate cyclase-modulating G protein-coupled receptor signaling pathway. Gene Ontology annotation, molecular function: GTPase activity; GTP binding; G-protein beta/gamma-subunit complex binding. Lineage: Eukaryota; Metazoa; Arthropoda; Insecta; Hymenoptera; Figitidae.
UAUUUCGUGUUCUCAAUAAACGUUGGAACACACGCUCUUGUGCAAGAACGACAGCGUCGGCGCGACGCCAAUUGAAAUCAGAAAAAAGUAAAUUGUGUGGGCGCGUCUUGGCUUCGAAUGUGAAAACCGUCAAACGCAUGCUAUAAAACAAAAACACAAUUAGUUUAUUAUCAAUAAAAUUGUGAAUUCACAUGAUCAUUGAAAUAUCUAAAGGUAAAGUGUUGAAUUUCAACGGCUAUAGUUUUGUCCCAAGUUACAUGGAUGUUUUUAGUGCAGUGUAUGGGAAUGCAUAUAGUUGAAGCAGUGCGAGAGUGAAACGGACGGUUUAACAGCGGGCGGUUCCCACACGUCCCAGUGCAACAAGUGUCAUUUAACGGUGAAAUAUCAGAAUUAUUGUUGGUUGGCAAAUUUUCGGAAAUAUGGGGUGCGCUGUAAGCACCACCGGUGAAAAAGAAGCAGCUGAAAGAUCCAAGAAAAUAGACAAGGAUCUGAGAGCUGAUGGAGAACGCGCAGCCAGUGAGGUCAAGCUCCUGCUACUCGGAGCUGGAGAAUCUGGAAAAUCGACAAUAGUAAAACAGAUGAAAAUAAUUCAUGAGACUGGUUACAGUAGAGAAGAAUGUGAACAAUACAGGCCUGUUGUUUAUAGUAAUACAAUUCAAAGUCUCAUGGCAAUAAUAAGAGCCAUGGGACUACUUAGAAUCGAUUUCGCUGAUCCUAGUAAAAAGGAAACAGCGAGACAAUUUUUCAUAUUAGCAUCAGCAGCAGAGGAAGGGGAAUUGUCACCGGAUUUGGUUAUGGUAAUGAGAAAACUUUGGCUAGACUCAGGAGUGCAACUUUGUUUUACACGAAGCAGAGAAUAUCAGCUCAAUGAUUCGGCAGCUUAUUAUCUAAAUGCUUUAGAACGUAUUUCUCAACCCAGUUAUCUUCCAACACAACAAGAUGUUUUAAGAACGAGAGUUAAAACAACCGGAAUUGUGGAAACACAUUUUUCAUUUAAGGGACUACAUUUCAAAAUGUUCGAUGUCGGUGGUCAGAGAUCAGAAAGAAAAAAAUGGAUUCACUGUUUUGAAGGUGUAACGGCAAUAAUAUUUUGUGUUGCUCUUAGUGGUUAUGAUUUACUUCUAGCUGAAGAUGAAGAAAUGAAUAGAAUGAUUGAAUCAAUGAAACUUUUUGAUUCAAUAUGCAAUAAUAAAUAUUUUGUUGACACAUCGAUAAUAUUAUUUUUGAAUAAAAAAGAUCUUUUUGAAGAGAAAAUAUUAAGGAGCCCAUUAACAAUAUGUUUUCCUGAAUAUAAAGGUCGCAAUACAUUUGAAGAAUGUGCAUCUUAUAUUCAAAUGAAAUUUGAAAAUCUCAAUAAGAGAAAAGAUCAAAAACAAAUUUAUACGCAUUUUACAUGCGCCACUGAUACCAAUAAUAUUCAAUUUGUCUUCGACGCUGUGACCGAUGUUAUAAUUAAAAAUAAUCUAAGUAAUUGUGGACUUUUAAGUUAAAAAUCAACAAGUUUGAAUAAUAAUUUUCAUUAUUAAUUUUUGUAAAAAAAAAAAUACAUUUUCUUGUUUUUAUAAUGCAAAGACUGCAAAACAAAACAAACUUGAAUGAUUUUUUUACAAAAAAAAAAAAAAAAAAAUUGUCACUCUCUUUUUAAAGUACAAAAUAAGAGAAGUAAAAUGCAAUUUAAUAACUAAAAGCUCAUAAAUAAUAAGGUAUUUAAAAAAAAUUAAUUAAAAUUAAUUUCUAUUUUGUAAAUUGCUUUUUGGAUUUUUAUCUAAUCGACUGAAGUUCUUGUUGUUUAAUUGAACUUGUGCCAAUAACACUUUUUUUUUAAUUCUAAAGGCACACUUUUUAGAUGUGUAAUAUAUUGUUCACAAAAAUGCACUGUAAUCUCAGAUAUAUUAUAAUUAAGAUACAAAUAAUGAGCUUCGACUCAUUUAACUUGCCUCAAAGUUUUGUGCCUUUCUUGACUCCGCACAAUACCUCGCGAGUUCACGUGUAUUUAUACUUUUUUACGAACUAAACGAAUGUCUUUUUAUAAUUGUAAGAUUUUUUUUUUUUUAAAGCUUAUGUUUCAUUAACAUAACUUCCCAAGGGAAUGUAUGACUUUUCUUUAUACAAUUUUAAUAUAAGAAAUUAUAUAUAUUAUCUAUACACACACAACACACACAAAUAAAAAAAAAAGAACAAUUUU